AUCUAAUAGGUUGAGCAAUUUUCACCAGUCUAUAAAUGACAACCAGAAAGCACUAAGUGACGCACAAGUUGCAAAGAUAGAAGAAAUGCACACUGAAAACUUUAAGUUUCAGCGUAAAGGCAACGAAGAGCAGCAUAAAGUGAAUGUGAAAAUUCAUAGGAAGCUGAAAGAGGCCGAGGAUUGUCUCAACGAAUCCAAUGAUACGUCAGGAGCUGUCGCAGGUGCGAAGGGCAAAAUCGUUGAAGGUAUAGACUUAGUUGAGAAGAGGCAGAAAUUGAUAAAAAUGGCGGACAGUUCGCCAUUAGGAUGGAAGUUGGUUGCCGAAUAUGAGAGGAACACAUUGGCCGAUGAUUCAGAAGAUGAAAAGCGCAUGCUGAAAGCAGAAACGAGAGCAGAGAGGAAGGGCAAGAAAGUAAAGAAAAUGGCGCCGAGACGUUUCCAGCCUUAUGACGGGAGCAAGGCUUCGUGGAAUUCCAACGCCAAGGAGCAGGAGUUUUACUCAUCUAUUCGUCAUGGCCCUGGAGGGUCUAUACUACGAUGUCUACGGAUGAGCGAAAGAAGCCAGGGCUAUGUUUUGCAUGCGGGAAACCGGGACACUGGAGGAACGAGUGUCAGGCCAGGGCAAGCAGAGAUCAGCGGGUUUAGGUCUACGCAAGGCGGUUUCAGAUGAAGUAGAGGCAUCGGGAGCAGUUACUAGCAAGCUUCGGAAACUAUCAGAUAGCAUGGCAUCUCAUCUAGUGCAUUCGAGAAGUGAUGGGACUGUUAACAAGUAUUAUUCAACCUUCAAGAGAUGGGAAGAUUUCAUUACCACAGAGGGUGGCAGAGCGAUUCCGGCUGAGCCUAUUCACAUAGCUUUAUACUUGACGAGUUUGAUCGACGGAGGGAAAUCUCCAAGUGUCAUUCAAGGUGCAUUGUAUGCUAUAAAAUGGUUUUAUAAUUUGAGGGGUUAUCAAGAUCCUACAGCUAAUAAUUUUGUAAUAAACAUUGUUGAAGCAGCUAAGAGGGAAAACGCUAAGAAAGUGUCUAAAAAGGAUAUUUUGUCGAAUGAGCAGAUUGUUGAUCUUUGCGACAAACAUUCUGGUACUCAUGAUGUUCUUAUUCUGCGUGAUUUAGCUUUCAUUAUUCUUUGUUUUAGUGGAUUUUUUAGAUUCGAUGAGGCCAGAUCUCUAAAAUGCAGUGAUAUCAGUUUUUAUGAUGAUCAUGAUCCGUACACGUUUCAAAGAGUAAGACAGAUCAGUACAGAAAAGGAGAUAAUGUAGUCAUUUGUGAAGGGAGGACAAAUGCUUGUCCUAUUAGCAUAGUUAAGAGGUAUAUGGAGAGUGCAGGGAUAGAUACGAAAUCGGAUCAAUUUUUAUUUAAACCCGCAUAUGCAAAUAAAGGAAGAAAGUUUCUGAUACAUAAGAAUAAGCAAAUGAGCUAUACGAGAACACGUGAAACAGUUGUCGCUCGUCUUAAGGAGGUAAGCGGGGAUUUAAACAUUGGUCUCCAUUCUUUGAGGGCAAGUGGAGCCACGGCAGCUGCCAGGGCAGGAGUAAAUGACAGAGUAUGGAAGAGGCAUGGUAGAUGGAAAGGGGAAAAAGCGAAGGAUGGGUACGUGGAAGAUAGUUUGGGGGACAGGCUCACUGUAUCUCAAGCUUUAAAUUUGUAAUAUUUUUUUGUUACUAGGGAAAUAUACAGUAUAAAACUAGUGACUGAGGUAAAGAUAUUUAUGUUUGAACAAACUACGUAUAAGGUUACGUGAUAUUUUGUUAAAUAAAUUAAACGUUUCAAGUUUAUUUGAGGAACACACUAUUGCCAGCAAUUUUUGCAUAGGUCAGAAAGAGUGCAUAUUUCCUUGAGAAAAAAAAGAAAAAAAAGAAAGAAAAAAAAUCUGAUUCCUUACAAGUCAGCAUAUUUACAAUGGCGUGAAUAAGAUCGGGAAGAUAGAGAUUUAUUUUUUAUUUUUCGUAUUUUAUCUCGGAUUGAGGUAUAGUUAAAUAUUUUCCCCUUCUUUGUAGUAUUCUAGUAGCUCGGCAGGCUAUAUCCCAAAAUAUUGUAUAUUUUGUUAUUUUGUCAGAGUGACAUCUGGAUGUGAUGGUUGCUAUGGGUGAUAUUAUGUGAUAAACGAUGUUAGGAUGAACAUGUAUUUGCCAGCGUUACAUCGUAUAGCUGGCAAAUGUUGUUUAUACGGCCAAUAAGUGGUGAACACUAAUUGUUCUCCGGCAUGCGUGACGGAAUUAUUCAAUUCCGUUGCGUCGAAGGUGUUUCAUUUGAAUAUGAAAAGAGAGGAUGCGAGAUAAGGGUGUGGUGUGUAGAGAGAAGUCAUUCUAGCUUUCCAAGGACCGCACAAUAGCACUUUUUUUUAUAUGGAGUUCUUUUUAAAGAGUGAACUAAAAAAAAAA
This is a messenger RNA of Strongylocentrotus purpuratus (purple sea urchin), 2381 nucleotides long. RefSeq lists its product as uncharacterized. The record is from RefSeq and is a predicted model, not a curated record. Lineage: Eukaryota; Metazoa; Echinodermata; Echinoidea; Camarodonta; Strongylocentrotidae. The coding region runs from base 86 to 670 and encodes 194 amino acids. The transcript is spliced from 2 exons.